AUGAAAACACAAUCCCUAUUCUACGUGGAAGGUUUAAACAACGAUGUUUCUUGCGCUGUUAAUGCAGAGACACGUGCAUUAGGUCAAAUAUCAAAUUGUUUAGAAUACUACAUUACAAAAUUAUUUCCUGAUCACAAAACAACUUGGGUUCGCUUUGAAGGUAAAUUAGAUAUUGACCAAUUGGAUUUUGAAGAAGAAGAAGAAGAACAAGAGGAGAAAAAAGAGGAGGAUAUGACGAAAGAAAAAGAACGAAAAGAGAAAAAAUUCCAAGCUAUUGAUGCUGCUUGUGGUGGACUUGUAUUUUAUAGAUUUAGAGUUAAUGUUAAGCCAACAGAAUUCAUAAUCAAAUUAAUGGAUUAUAUUAAACAAUUACCAGAUAAAGAAAGAGAACAAGAAUUAGCAAAAGUUCGUCAUUGUUCUAGAUGGAUUCCUUUUGAUUACAUAUGCCCUGCUACAACAGAGCGUAUCAAGUCUUGUUUUGAAAGAGUAAAAGAAGAUCAUUUUAUGAAUACGUGUACAACCUCAAUAACAGUAGCUAUUAUAACAGAUAUUCGAAAUAAUAUUUUGAUAACAAAAGAUGAAAUUAUUCAAACCAUUGCACCACUCAUACCACCAAAUUAUAAAGUCAAUCUUAGUAAACCUACUUUAGUUAUUUAUGUUUCUGUAUUUAAGAGUGUAUGUGGUAUAACGGUGCUGAAAGAAUAUUUUGAAAGGAAGAAGUAUAAUCUUAUAUCGUAUUGCUGUCAACAAAAGAAAUAA
Cokeromyces recurvatus is the source of this 759-nucleotide messenger RNA. RefSeq lists its product as uncharacterized. The coding region runs from base 1 to 759 and encodes 252 amino acids. The transcript is spliced from 5 exons. Gene Ontology annotation, biological process: tRNA modification. Gene Ontology annotation, molecular function: RNA binding. NCBI's taxonomy places the organism in Eukaryota, Fungi, Mucoromycota, Mucoromycetes, Mucorales, Mucoraceae. The record is from RefSeq and is a predicted model, not a curated record.